Raphanus sativus (radish) is the source of this 2088-nucleotide messenger RNA. RefSeq names its product mitogen-activated protein kinase 18. The transcript has 9 exons. Bases 127 to 1881 code for a protein of 584 amino acids. Gene Ontology annotation, cellular component: cytoplasm; nucleus. The record is from RefSeq and is a predicted model, not a curated record. Gene Ontology annotation, biological process: intracellular signal transduction; protein phosphorylation. Lineage: Eukaryota; Viridiplantae; Streptophyta; Magnoliopsida; Brassicales; Brassicaceae. Gene Ontology annotation, molecular function: ATP binding; MAP kinase activity.
AACUAAUUCUAUUUUAUCUUUAGUUUUCAACUUUGUAGAAAGCCUUUUAGAUUCUCUCUUCUUCUCCGAUCGCUGCUUCUAGAGUUCUAGGGGCAAAGAUUAAAGUUGAUAACUUUGAAGAAGAGGAUGCUACCAAAUCAAUUCAAGAGGGACACGAAAGAGAUGGACUUUUUCACAGAGUACGGUGACGCGAACCGAUACAGAAUCCUCGAAGUAAUCGGCAAAGGAAGCUACGGAGUCGUGUGUGCGGCCAUCGACACACACACCGGAGAGAAAGUCGCUAUCAAGAAGAUCAACGACAUCUUCGAACACAUCUCCGACGCGCUUCGCAUCCUCCGUGAGGUCAAGCUUCUUAGGCUCCUGAGGCAUCCUGAUAUAGUGGAGAUCAAAAGCAUCAUGCUUCCCCCUUCCAAGAGAGAGUUCAAAGACAUUUACGUUGUCUUUGAGCUCAUGGAAUCGGAUCUUCAUCAAGUUAUCAAAGCGAACGAUGAUCUGACUCGUGAUCACCACCAGUUUUUUCUUUAUCAGAUGCUCCGCGCCUUGAAGUUCAUGCAUACGGCUAAUGUUUAUCAUCGUGAUCUUAAGCCGAAGAAUAUACUGGCGAAUGCGAACAGCAAGUUGAAAGUUUGUGACUUUGGAUUGGCUAGAGUAGCGUUCAAUGAUACUCCUACAACAGUCUUGUGGACGGACUAUGUUGCCACAAGAUGGUACAGAGCGCCUGAGCUCUGUGGAUCAUUCUUCACUAAGUACACUCCAGCUAUAGACAUAUGGAGCAUUGGCUGUAUCUUUGCAGAGGUGCUAACAGGGAAGCCAUUGUUUCCGGGGAAAAGCAUUAUUCAUCAGCUGGAGUUGAUUACUGAUCUUCUCGGCACACCAAAACCUGAGACUAUUUCUGGAGUUAGAAAUGAUAAAGCUAGAAAAUACUUGAGUGAGAUGAGGAAGAAAGAUCCGGUCAUCUUCUCUAAAAAAUUCUCAAAAGCAGAUCCUUUAGCAAUCAGACUUCUGCAGAGGCUGCUGGCUUUCGAUCCAAAGGAUAGACCAACAGCUGCAGAGGCGCUGGCUGAUCCUUACUUUAAGGGUCUUUCUAAGGUUGAGAGAGAGCCUUCGUGUCAGCCAAUCUCGAAGAUGGAGUUUGAAUUUGAGAGAAGAAGGUUGACAAAGGAUGACAUUAGGGAACUUAUUUACAGGGAAAUACUUGAGUACCAUCCUCAGUUGCUCAAGGACUAUAUGAGUGGUUCUGAGGGAUCAAGUUUUGUAUAUCCUAGCGCUAUAGGACAUCUUAGAAAGCAGUUCAAUUACUUAGAGGAGAAUAGCAGUAGAAACGGGCCGGUCAUACCUCUUGAGAGGAAGCACGUUUCACUUCCCCGGUCUUCAGUUCACUCAAGUGUAGUGCACUCCACAAGUCAACCCAACUUGUUCGAGCCGUCAAGAAGUGGUGUAGUUUCUGGAGGAACUAGAGCUUUAGGACCUCCACCAAGAGUACCACCAUCAGGUAGAGCAGGACGUGUUGUAGAAUCAUCAUCUGUUAGUUAUGAGAAUGGUAGGAACCUCAAAGAAGCUUAUUUCAGAAGCGCCGUAUCAUCUCCUCACUGCUACUUCAAACCAAACACCAUGAUUAACCCAAAUAACCGCAAAGUAGAAGCUUCUUUUCAGCCAAACCCGCAAGAAUUCGUCACUGUGACUACUAACCAAACAAACGUGGAGAUUGUAAACAGCCCAAACCCUUAUUACCACCAAUCACAGCUCCCUAAUAUAGAACAGUCAAGCAACAACAUUUCCAUCGAUGCUAAGCUGUUGCAAGCACAGACACAGUUCGGUCCAGCAGUUGCAGUAGCCUCACACCAGAACAUAGGCACAGUUGGUUACGGCACAGCAACUUAGGCUCAACAAACAUUUCAGACAGAUAUUUUGACAACCAAGGUCUUACCUUUUUUGUGUAAAGUCUUAUUGUUAUUUCAACCAGGCUCUAAUUUGAACAACUUUGCAAUGAUAUAUAAAAUAGACUUUCUGAUGUUGUAACUCACAAGAACGAAACUAGUGGCUAAUAUCAGUCUGAUCCCGGGUUGUCACCGGUUAUGGUUUCGGUUA